Nelumbo nucifera (sacred lotus) is the source of this 1865-nucleotide messenger RNA. RefSeq names its product 3-dehydroquinate synthase, chloroplastic-like. Gene Ontology annotation, molecular function: 3-dehydroquinate synthase activity. Gene Ontology annotation, cellular component: cytoplasm. NCBI's taxonomy places the organism in Eukaryota, Viridiplantae, Streptophyta, Magnoliopsida, Proteales, Nelumbonaceae. The record is from RefSeq and is a predicted model, not a curated record. Gene Ontology annotation, biological process: aromatic amino acid biosynthetic process.
UGUUUGACCAAAUUCAAGCCUCCCCCACCUACUUUCCCACCCACGUACCCUUCGUCCCUCUCUUCCUUCCUUCAUUCAAGUUUCAGCAAACAAUGGUAGGUACUGCGCCAAGAAAACAGAUUCAGAGAGAGAGAGGACUUCUCUUGUAACCAAACCUUUCUCUCUCUCUCUCUUCCAACCCCCCUUAGUACUCCAUGGCUGCAUCUGCAACAGCUCCUCCAGCUCUUCGUUUCUCUCUCAAACCCUCCAUUGAUUCCUCUGUCAGUCGCUCCGAGACAUGUGAUCCCUUUCCUCGAUGCCGGAACCGCGAUCUUGUCUCACUCCGGUCGUCCUCUGUUUCACAUGGUUUGUCGCGGUUCAACCGAGUAAGCUCCCCUGUUCUGAAAUUCGAUGGAAUUCGAUCCAAAGUCAUGGCCAGUUCAGUUCCAGCCGUGGAUAAGUCCCCGCUUAAGAAAAGCUCUAGGCUUUCCACGAUUGUUGAUGUUGAUUUGGGGGACCGAAGCUAUCCAAUUUAUAUCGGUUCCGGCCUUCUUGAGGAACCUGAUCUUCUUCAGAGGCAUGUCCAUGGGAAGAGAGUUCUUGUGGUCACUAACACCACAAUUGCACCACUGUACCUCGAUAAAGUCAUUAAUGCUUUGACUUGUGGAAAUUCUAAUAUUUCAGUUGAGAGUGUUAUUUUACCGGAUGGAGAGAAGUAUAAGAACAUGGAUACUCUCAUGAAGGUCUUUGACAAAGCCAUUGAAUCUCGGUUUGACCGGCGCUCUACAUUUGUUGCCCUUGGAGGUGGUGUUAUUGGUGACAUGUGUGGAUUCGCUGCUGCUGCUUUUCUUCGUGGAGUAAACUUCAUUCAGAUACCAACUACUGUAAUGGCACAGGUAGAUUCAUCUGUUGGAGGAAAAACAGGAAUAAAUCACCCACUUGGAAAAAACUUAAUCGGUGCUUUCUAUCAGCCCCAGUGUGUCCUUAUAGACACAGAUACAUUAAACACAUUACCUGAUAGGGAAUUGGCUUCAGGGUUUGCAGAAGUUGUGAAAUAUGGGCUUAUUAGGGAUGCAGAAUUUUUUCAGUGGCAAGAGAAGAACAUGCAGGCACUAUUAGCAAGGGAUCCAAGUGCACUUGCCUAUGCUAUAAAACGUUCAUGUGAAAACAAGGCUGAAGUUGUAUCUUUAGAUGAGAAAGAAAGUGGACUAAGGGCAACACUUAACUUGGGUCAUACAUUUGGCCAUGCAAUAGAAACUGGAUUUGGUUAUGGUCAAUGGCUGCAUGGAGAAGCUGUUGCAGCUGGCACGGCAAUGGCUGUGGACAUGUCAUACCGCCUUGGCUGGAUUGACGAAUCUAUUGUGAAGCGAGUGUACAAUAUCUUGCAACAGGCCAAACUACCCAUUGCCCCACCUGAAGUUAUGACUGUAGAGAUGUUCAAGUCUUACAUGGCGGUUGAUAAGAAGGUGGCUGAUGGUCUGCUAAGACUCAUCCUUCUGAAAGGUCCUCUUGGUAACUGUGUUUUUACUGGGGAUUAUGAUAGAAAUUCCCUAGACAAAACUCUACGUGCAUUUUGCGAGUCCUGAUUAUCAACUCUAAUAUCAACCAUGCCUGAAUUCAUCAUCGACCUAGUGCAUUUUUUCUGCUUCAAGUUCUUUAAGCCAUCAUCAGCACUGUGGAGUGAUUGAAUCAAGCAUUGAACAUACGAAAUGGGUAGCAAAGCAUUUAAGUGCACUUGGUUAUCUGAAGUCAAAGAGUAUUCAUGGUCAUCCAUCCUCUUCUAGUCAUCACUAUCAAAGAAUUUCUUAUUCCCUUUGAAUUCAAUGAUGUUGAAAGAUGAAACAAUUUGAUACACUAAUACAUCAUAUUCAAUUUAUUCAUAUCUA